This is a messenger RNA of Neurospora tetrasperma FGSC 2508, 1830 nucleotides long. RefSeq lists its product as uncharacterized. Gene Ontology annotation, molecular function: DNA replication origin binding. The transcript has 2 exons. The record is from RefSeq and is a predicted model, not a curated record. Gene Ontology annotation, biological process: DNA replication. Gene Ontology annotation, cellular component: nuclear origin of replication recognition complex; nucleus. The coding region runs from base 1 to 1818 and encodes 605 amino acids. NCBI's taxonomy places the organism in Eukaryota, Fungi, Ascomycota, Sordariomycetes, Sordariales, Sordariaceae.
AUGCCUCCUCGUCGGAAAUCAACAGAUCAGCACGAUCUAGUCGAACGCCCCUCUCGAAAGCGGCCACUCCCUGCCGACCCCUACGAAAUUCCAGAUGAGGAUGAUGCGAUUCCCUCCGCGAAGCGUCAACGGCGACAAUCAGAAGAUGGAGGAACACCUUCAAAGCGAAACGCUACCCCGGGGAAACAGGUCGAUUUCCUCCAGCGCGACCUAGCCUCUGUGCCAGAAGAACCCGAGUCACCUACCGAGCAGACACCCAGCAAGAAAAGGAUAGGGCGACCACCGAAGGCCAAAACGGGAGGAACACCAAGUGGCAAGCCGACCAUACCAUCUGCCCUGCGCAAGAAACAAGUCGACCAGACACCGAUCAAGCUCAAAGGAAUCAGUGGCGUCGACACACCCGGCAGGCGAGGAAUUGCCGACCGAUCAGCUAGACGGAAGAGUGCCAGGGCUCUCAUCGACCGUGUGCUGGAGGGCGCCGUAAGCGAUGACGAGGACGAAGAGCAACAAAUCGCACGAGAGAUCUACGAGUCAAGCGAGGAAGAAGAGGAAGGAGAUACCCAACACGAAAACCUCGCCGACCAAGAGGCCGAGUUAGCAGCAACCACUCCAUCCAAGACAGGGAGGGGGAGAGGACGAGGAGGCAGAACUCCCGGUUCAGCACGACGAAAGAAAUCGCCCACACCACCCCGAGACCUCCCUCCCCAUGAACAAUACUUUUACCAGAACAAGCCGGGAUCCAACAAAACCUCCAACAACACGCUCUCCUCGCUCGACCUCCUCACCCACGAAGAAUACUUCUCGCUCCUCCGCAACCUGGGUCAGGACCCCCACAAAAAACAUAUCGAAGCCCUCCAGUCGCAACACGCCGCCUCCUUCCCCCAAUGGGCCUUUGAGCUCUCCCAAGGCUUCAGCGUCUGCCUCUACGGCUACGGCUCCAAGCGUCGAAUUUUGCACCAAUUCGCUGAAUACCUCUUCUCCUCCGGCGGCAAUGACACAAACAACACAAUCAUCAUGAUUAACGGGCACACCCGCACCCUCACCUUCCGCGAGAUCCUCACCACCAUCUCGGCCGCCAUCGACCCCACCUUCCGCCUGCCCUCCGGAAACCCGCUCGCCAUGAUCCAGAACCUCUUCACCCUCCUCUCCUCCUUUUCGUCGUCCUCCCCGCAAAAGCCAAGAAUAACCCUCCUCCUAGCCUCCCUUGACUCCCCCUUCUCCCCCCUCCGCAAACCCCAAACUCAAUCCCUCCUCGCCCACCUCUCCUCACACCCAUCCAUCUCUCUCGCUUGCACCGUCGACACGCCCGACUUCCCUCUGCUCUGGGACUCCAGCUUACGCUCCUCGUUCAACUUUGCAUUUCACGACUGCACCACUUUUGCAGACCACAGCAAGGAGUUGGACGUAGUAGACGAAGUACACGAGUUACUGGGUAGGAUGGGCAAGAGAGCGGGUGGCAAGGAAGGAGUGGCGUUUGUGUUGCGGAGUUUACCCGAGAACGCGAGGAAGUUGUUUGGGCUGAUUGUGGGGGAGGUUUUGGUGGCUUUUGAGGACGGUGGUGGUGGUGGUGGUGGUACAUCAGGGGCAGGGGAGUUUGCAGCGGGAGGAGAAGGGCCGGGGGUAGAGUAUAGGAUGCUUUACAACAAGGCUGUGGAGGAGUUUAUUUGCAGUUCGGAGAUGGCGUUUAGGACGCUGCUAAAGGAAUUCCACGAUCAUCAAAUCAUUACGAGUCACAAGGACUCGAUAGGGACGGAAUAUUUGAGCUUACCUUUUAGGAAAGAGGAGCUGGAGUCCAUCCUGGAGGAGUUGAUGUCGUAGUGAUGAUUGACG